AUGCGUUUCUUCAACCGCAACAAGGAGACCGCGCCCCCCGCUCCUCCCGGCCACGCUCACAAGGCCGACAAGAUACGCACGUCCAAGCGCAGUCAUGGACGGGAGCCAUACAGCAUGGCCAAGAGACCGAGCUUCGGCCAGUGGCUCAAGUGUACUUGGCUGGACAUUGUGACCAUGGCUGUCAUGGGCGCCAUUGGUCUGGGUGUCUACAUGGCAGAUCCUGCUCCCUCUCGCUCGUUUGCCGUCACAUUCGCCGACGGCGAAAUCGUCUAUCCCCAGUUCGCCUACCCCCUCCGUGACGAGAUCAUCCCCAUCUGGGCCGCCGCCCUGCUGGCCGCCCUGGUGCCCAUCUUCAUCUUCCUGGUGAUGCAGAUCCGCGUCCGUUCCUUCUGGGACGUCAACAACGCCGUUAUAGGCCUACUCUACUCUCUCAUCUGCGCCGCCGUCUUCCAGGUCUUCAUCAAGUGGCUCAUCGGCGGCCUGCGUCCACACUUCCUCGACGUCUGCCAGCCCGACAUCAGCCUCGCCGACGACCUCGGCUACAACGAAAAGGGCUUCCAGCAAAUCUACUACACCAAGGAGAUCUGCACCGGCGACAAGAGACAGAUUGACGACAGUCUCGAGUCCAUGCCCAGCGGCCACACCACCGCCGCCUUUGCCGGCUUCAUCUUCCUCUACCUCUACCUCAACGCCAAGCUCAAGGUGUUCUCCAACUACCACCCGGCCAUGUGGAAGCUUGUCGCCAUCUAUGCGCCCGUCCUCGGCGCCUGUCUGAUCGGGGGCGCCCUCACCAUUGAUGAGUUCCACAACUGGUACGACGUCCUCGCCGGCGCCAUCAUCGGCACCAUCUUCGCCUUCUCCUCCUACCGCAUGGUCUACGCCGCCGUGUGGGAUUUUCGUUUCAACCACAUCCCCCUCAACCGCCGCGCGCCGUUCAUGUACACCGUCGAGGGCGCCGAGCUGGCCAACGCUGUCUUCACACGCCAUGCUGGCUGGGGCGCCACCGGCCUUGGUGGUGGACUUGGCCAUGGCGUCGGUCACGGGCAUGGUCACGCCCACGGUCACUCGGGUACGCAUCCGGAUGGAUACAACGGCCACAACGGCGCGUUGAUCCCUCGCCGCGCUGUGGGUGCCCGCCACGAGCCCGCAACCAUGGUCUAG
Emericellopsis cladophorae is the source of this 1161-nucleotide messenger RNA. RefSeq lists its product as uncharacterized. Bases 1 to 1161 code for a protein of 386 amino acids. Gene Ontology annotation, molecular function: phosphatidate phosphatase activity. The transcript is spliced from 2 exons. Gene Ontology annotation, biological process: phospholipid metabolic process. NCBI's taxonomy places the organism in Eukaryota, Fungi, Ascomycota, Sordariomycetes, Hypocreales, Bionectriaceae. The record is from RefSeq and is a predicted model, not a curated record.